CCUGGGGCUUGAAAAACCAUGUCAGCCUAAGGAAACGACCGACAAUUUGACGAUAGAGAGCAACUCCUUAAACAUUCCAGGCGCAACUUCAAAGCACAGAGUGUUGCCCCUUUAUAAAUGACGUGUCGUCUCGUUUCUCACAUACUUAACCCAAAAGAAACAAAACAAACAGAUAAAUAUGCAAGUCUAACAAUCAAAGCUUGAAAUUCUCGGCCUGAGAUUCACAUACUGAAGUCUCUAAUUUUGGAACUAGUCUGAAGCCUCGUCGACGAGACUCAAUCACUUGAUGACCUUUUUUUUUGACGUGUCGAAACAAUCACUUGAGGACUUAUUUGUUAAAACAAAAAGAAAAGAAAAAGUAAAAUUAGUUAAGCAAUUGCUAAUUUGCUAUUAGUGUUUGGUUUGGUUAGGGAUUCAUCAAAUAUUAAAAUGUACUGAACAGAACACUGACGCAGGCAGGAAGGGAAAGCCCAAAUCUACACACACAGUCACAGUCACGCGAACUGAAAUUUACCAAAUCCUAAAACAAACCCUUAAACCUGCGUACAAGUGUCCGCUUCAGUAAGCCAAAUGUACACAAACCACAGCUCUUCCUCACUCCUCCAAUCCCUAAAAUGCCGAUUCUGCUGAUUCCAUACCCGUCCACCCCGACUCCCACCCGACGAAGGAGACCCCGGAAUGGCCAAACACCCCGUCGGUUGCCUUCCGUUUCAGAAGCGAUGCCUCUUCGUUCUCCUUAUUAUGCUCUCCAUCUCCACUGUCAUCGCUUUUCUCAUCAAAGCCGCUUUCGACUCCUGCGAUCGCCGCUUGGAAGUUGCUCACAAGCCGCUUCAUUCCUCUCUCAACGCUUUGUCAACCAAGACGCCUCCUAAUCCUCUCACUUUCAUGAAGUCUAAGCAAGUUCUCUUGGUCUCGCAUGAGCUCUCUCUGUCAGAUGAAUGGAUUGUAAUCAGUGGUGGACCAUUGUUGUUGAUGGAAUUAGCUUUUCUAUUAAGAGGCGUUGGUGCUGAAGUUUUUUGGGUUACCAUCCAGAAACCUUCAGAAACUGAUGAGGUGAUAUACAAUUUAGAGCAAAAGAUGCUUGUCCGAGGAGUACAGGUAUUGUCUGCAAAAGGCCAAGAAGCUAUAGGUACUGCUCUUAAAGCCGAUAUAGUUGUUUUGAAUACUGCUGUUGCUGGGAAAUGGCUAGAUGCUAUUCUGAAGGAAAACAUUCCUCAUGUUCUCUCAAAAGUGUUGUGGUGGAUUCAUGAAAUGCGAGGGCAUUAUUUUAAAUUGGACUAUGUUAAGCACUUGCCUACAGUUGCUGGUGCUAUGAUUGAUUCACAUGUGACGGCACAAUAUUGGAAAAAUAGGACUCAAGAACGGUUGAGGAUCAAAAUGCCUGAGACCUAUGUUGUUCACCUUGGGAAUAGCAAGGAACUUAUGGAGGUUGCUGAAGAUGGUGUGGCGAAGAGGGUACUGCGUGAACAUAUUCGGGAGUCUCUUGGCGUUCGAGAUGAAGAUUUACUUUUCGCCAUAAUUAACAGUGUUUCGCGUGGAAAAGGCCAGGAUCUCUUUUUGCGUUCCUUUUUCGAGAGCUUGGAGUUGAUCCAAGUAAAGAAGUUGAAGGUGCCAUCAAUGCAUGCAGUAAUUGUGGGCAGUGACAUGACUGCUCAGACCAAGUUUGAGACAGAAUUGCGGAACUUUGUGAUGCAGAAAAAGAUUCAGGAUCGUGUUCACUUUGUAAAUAAAACUCUUACUGUAGCUCCUUACCUAGCUGCCGUUGAUGUUCUUGUUCAGAAUUCACAGGCACGGGGAGAAUGCUUUGGGAGGAUAACCAUAGAAGCCAUGGCAUUUCAGUUGCCUGUGUUGGGAACAGCAGCAGGUGGCACCACAGAGAUUGUUGUGAAUGGGACUACUGGUUUAUUGCAUCCUGUUGGAAAAGAUGGGGUCACACCCCUCGCAAAAAAUAUAGUCAAACUUGCCACUCAUGUUGAGAGGAGGCUUACAAUGGGGAAGAGAGGAUAUGAGAGGGUAAAAGAAAUGUUUUUAGAACAUCACAUGGCACACAGAAUUGCUGCAGUGCUGAAGGAAGUGUUGCGGAAGUCCAAGGGCCAUCCUCAUCCGUGACAUUUAUAAUACCACCAUUUUGCCUCUUAAUGCAGGAGUUGGGCGUAGUUUUCCAUCAAGAUGCAUCGUGAGGCUACUCCGUCAAAGAUCAACUAAACAUGGUGAGCAACUAAUAGUCUAAAUGGUAGAAAUCUGUAAUUGUAGCAAAAAUCUUCUUUCUGUUGUCGAUUUUCCGUGUCUUUGAAAAGAGCUGUAAAUCAUGUACAUGCUUGGACAAGUCAUCUCAGACACCUGUUUUUAUAGUUGGCGUUAUCAACAAAGGUAUGGGAAAAUAUUAGUUGCAA
Molecule: messenger RNA, 2393 nt
Organism: Manihot esculenta (cassava)
Lineage: Eukaryota; Viridiplantae; Streptophyta; Magnoliopsida; Malpighiales; Euphorbiaceae
Exons: 8
Coding region: 679-2109 (476 amino acids)
Molecular function (GO): glycosyltransferase activity
Source: RefSeq, a predicted model, not a curated record